UACCGGAGCCGCGAGGAGCCUGAACGGCUGCGGGCGCGAGGGCGGGCGUGCCCAGAGUGGUCGCGCGGCCGUCGGCCGCCGCCCCGCCGCCUUCCUACUUACAGGUCUCCUCCUUCUCCGCCGGGACGCGGGAGAGCCCGGCGCGCGGCGGGGGCGCGAGGUGGAGCCGGCGGGGGCGGCCAAUGCGAAACUGGCUGGUGCUGCUGUGCCCGUGUGUGCUCGGGGCCGCGCUGCACCUCUGGCUGCGGCUGCGCUCCCCGCAGCCCGCCCGCGCCUCCGGGGCCGGCCCCGCAGAUCAAUUGGCCUUACUCCCUCAGUGGAAAUCUAGUCACUAUGAUGUGGUAGUUGGUGUGUUGUCAGCUCGCAAUAACCAUGAACUUCGAAAUGUGAUAAGAAGCACGUGGCUGAAGCAUUUAAUACAACAUCCAGCAUUAAGUCAACGUGUGCUUGUGAAGUUCAUAAUAGGUGCUCAUGGCUGUGAAGUGCCUGUGGAAGACAGAGAAGAUCCUUACUCCUGCAAACUACUCAACAUCACGAAUCCAGUUUUGAAUCAGGAAAUUGAGGCAUUCAGUCUUUCUGAAGACACUUCAUCAGGGCUCUCUGAGGACCGAGUUGUCAGUGUGAGCUUCCGCGUUCUCUACCCCAUCGUUAUUACCAGUCUCGGGGUGUUUUAUGAUGCCAACGAUGUGGGUUUCCAAAGGAACAUCACCGUCAAGCUUUAUCAAGCAGAACAGGAGGAGGCCCUCUUCAUUGCUCGCUUUAGUCCUCCAAGCUGUGGUGUGCAGGUGAACAGGCUGUGGUACAAGCCUGUGGAGCAGUUCAUCUUACCAGAGAGCUUUGAAGGUACAAUCGUGUGGGAGAGCCAAGACCUGCAAGGCCUUGUGUCAAGAAAUCUCCACAAAGUGACAGUAAAUGAUGGAGGGGGAGUUCUCAGAGUCGUUACAGCUGGGGAGGGUGCACUGCCUCACGAAUUCAUGGAAGGUGUGGAGGGAGUUGCAGGGGGUUUUAUUUAUACCAUUCAAGAAGGCGAUGCUCUCUUACAAAACCUUCAUUCUCGCCCUCGAAGACUUAUUGAUCAUAUAAGUAAUCUCCAUGAGGAGGAUGCCUUACUGAAGGAGGAAAGCAGUGUCUAUGAUGAUAUUGUUUUUGUGGAUGUUGUUGACACUUAUCGAAAUGUUCCUGCAAAGUUAUUGAACUUCUAUAGAUGGACUGUGGAAACAACCAGCUUUGAUUUAUUACUAAAGACAGAUGAUGACUGUUACAUAGACUUAGAAGCUGUAUUUAAUAGAAUUGCCCACAAGAAUCUGGAUGGGCCUAAUUUUUGGUGGGGAAAUUUCAGAUUGAAUUGGGCAGUUGACCGAACGGGAAAGUGGCAGGAGCUGGAGUACCCCAGUCCUGCUUACCCUGCCUUUGCCUGUGGGUCAGGGUAUGUGAUCUCCAGGGACAUCGUCCACUGGCUGGCCAGCAACUCGGGCAGAUUAAAGACGUAUCAGGGUGAAGAUGUAAGCAUGGGCAUUUGGAUGGCAGCCAUAGGACCUAGAAGAUACCAGGACAGCCUGUGGCUGUGUGAGAAGACUUGUGAAACAGGAAUGUUGUCUUCCCCUCAGUAUUCUCCACAGGAACUCACAGAACUGUGGAAACUGAAGGAAUUGUGUGGUGAUCCUUGUCAGUGUGAAGCAAGAUGAUAAUGAUUUUAAUGCGCAGUGUUUAAAGAUCAGGGUAGGCGAAUGAUAAUCUGAGUGUAAAUCUGAGGAAAGCCCAAGGUUUGGCAAUAGAUGAUAGGGUCUUUCAGGAUAGUUCUAGGCCUGGCACUUGUACCUGUAAUCCUUGUGGUAUUUCUUAACAUUUGCACAAAAUGUCUUUUUUAAAAAUCAGCUGAUACUGUAGCAUAAGAAAAAUUUUACUUACAUACUGGAAGAUGAUUUGAAAAAUACCAAAUUGUUCAUAAAAGAAAAGAUGUUUCUAAAUCCUGAUGCAUCAUUUCUAGUUAGUAAUUCAUGACCUAGCAUUUUUGGUUAAAACUUGGCCUAGUGCAGAAAUCUUGAGUAAUAAUUGCAAGUUUGAAUUUCAACCUGGAUUGCAGAAUAGCUCUCUAUAGCAUAAUUAGGAUAAUUAAGGGCCAAAAACAAUCAAUCAUGUGAUCACUUAUGAGCAGUGGUCACUUAUACCAAAGCUUGGGGUUUCAGGAAAUAAUGUCAGAUUUUGUGGAUCUCUGAAUGAAGUGGGCAACUUGAACUUGAAAAGGAACCAAUAUAAUUCUCAGUUCUGGACCUUGGUUUUAAAGUUCAUUUAUUAAGUGGACUAAUUACCCAAGUUUUCUUUUGCCAUUUAACAUAAAUCCUGAAGGUCACAGUUUUCAGUACUCCUUAUUUUAAAAAAAUGCUAAAUUUUUGUGAAUAUAAGUAAAAUCAAAUACCUCUCAGGGUUUUAGUGCCAUAGGGAAGGCUAUUUCUAAAUAAUUGACACUUUGAAAGAAUUAACUUUGCUUUCCUCCUAUCGUUGCCUAAUGUUUACCUACUAUAAGUGAGUUUUGAUCAGAGCUGGUAAUCUUCUAUGGAAGAAUAUAUGCUCAGUUUAGGUAUAACUGUAGGGAAAAGCAUGUAAUUAAUUUUUGUACUCUAAAAACAGUGUGACUGAGAAGCGAAAUCAUAACAUAUAUGUUAUACAUAGUAGAGGAUGUACCUCCCUAAGUUAAGGGAUAGUUCCCAAAAUGACCAACCAAAUCAUUUUAGUAACCUUUUAAACUAGUAGUAUCCAUUAAACUAGUAGAAAAUUCCAUUAAAACUGGUCUUAUGACAGACAUUAACUGUGUUCAGAUUUUAUUAGACUAGCUAGGGUCUAUUUAAUAUUUAAA
This is a messenger RNA of Diceros bicornis minor, 2854 nucleotides long. RefSeq names its product beta-1,3-N-acetylgalactosaminyltransferase 2 (gene B3GALNT2). The transcript is spliced from 12 exons. Gene Ontology annotation, cellular component: membrane. Lineage: Eukaryota; Metazoa; Chordata; Mammalia; Perissodactyla; Rhinocerotidae. Bases 183 to 1685 code for a protein of 500 amino acids. The record is from RefSeq and is a predicted model, not a curated record. Gene Ontology annotation, molecular function: hexosyltransferase activity.